AGAACCCCAGGCUCUCCAGCCUUUGGACUUCAGGACUUACAAAAGCAACCUGCUGGGUUCUUAGGCCUCUGGCCUUGUACUGAGACUGACACCAUCAGCUUUCCUGAUCCUGAGACUUUUGGACUUGGAUUGAGCCACGCUACUGGCAUCCCAGGAUCUCCAGCUUGCAGACAGCCUGUCGUGGAACUUCACAGCCUCCAUAAUUAUAGAAUGGCAAUGGUCUCUGCGAUGUCCUGGGUCCUGUAUUUGUGGAUAAGUGCUUGUGCAAUGCUACUCUGCCAUGGAUCCCUUCAGCACACUUUCCAGCAGCAUCACCUGCACAGACCAGAAGGAGGGACGUGUGAAGUGAUAGCAGCACACCGAUGUUGUAACAAGAAUCGCAUUGAGGAGAGGUCACAAACAGUAAAGUGUUCCUGUCUACCUGGAAAAGUGGCUGGAACAACAAGAAACCGGCCUUCCUGUGUCGAUGCCUCCAUAGUGAUUGGGAAAUGGUGGUGUGAGAUGGAGCCUUGCCUAGAAGGAGAAGAAUGUAAGACACUCCCUGACAAUUCCGGAUGGAUGUGCGCAACAGGCAACAAAAUUAAGACCACGAGAAUUCACCCAAGAACCUAACAGAAGCAUUUGUGGUAGUAAAGGAAAACCAACCCUCUGGAAAAUACAUUUUGAGAAUCUCAAACAUCUCACAUAUAUACAAGCCAAAUGGAUUUCUUACUUGCACUUUGACUGGCUACCAGAUAAUCACAGUGCGUUUACUGUAUGUAAAGAAAUAUCCUACAGUGAGAAGACGCAGCAUUUUGGCAACACCAUGGAAAGUGGGCUUAAAAAAGGGUUUUCUCAGUGAAAUUUUUGGGGAUCAUGAAGAACGAUCAACUGUCUUCUAAUUUGAAUCUAUAGUUACUUUGUACCAUUUGAAAUAUAUGUAUAUAUAUAUAUAUAAUAUUUUGAAAUAUUAUCUAUUCUCUUCAAGAAAUGAACAGUACCACAGUUUGAGACGACUGGUGUACCCCUUUGAGUUUUGGAUGUUUUGUCUGUUUUGCUUUGUUUUGGUAGUCAUUUCUUUUUCUAACGGCAAGGAAGAUAUGUGCCCUUUUGAGAAUUCAAGAUGGCACUGACACGAGAAGGCCAGCUACAGGUGGACUCCUGGAAUUUGAGGCAUCAUAAUGAUACUGAAUCAAGAACUUCCUUCUGCUUCUACCAGAUGGCCCAAGGAAGCACAUUGUCCUGUUUUAUUACUUUCUACCUGUGCAAUAUUAGCAUGCAAGCUUGGCUUACAUAAUCAUAUUCAAUUGAUAUAUAAUAACCGUUCUAACCUCUUCCAGGAAAAUAUUUUUAGAACUACUAGCUUUUCCACAUAUAAGAAAAUGAGGAUUCUAAAGGGAGCCACUCCACCAUGCUAUUAAGACUCUGGCAGAGCUAUGGGUAGGAUAUGGAUCCCUACAUGAAUAAGUCCUGUAAAUACAAUGUCUUAAGGCUUUGUAUAACUGUCCUAGACUACAGAAAUGUCCUCUGAUUAAAUCCAAAGUCUGGCAUCGUUAACUACAUAGUGCUGUAGCAACAAGUCUUACCAUGGCAUCUCUUUCUAUGUUUGAUUUGCUUUUUCCAAGAGUAUUCAGAUCUCCUCUUGUGAGAUAGGAAGGCUAUGAAAGCAAUUAGGUUUCAGGAUGAUCUAUGUGACCAAGUGUUGGACAGCCCUAUUAAAGUGGUAAAUAACUUCUUUCUAAA
Messenger RNA from Piliocolobus tephrosceles (Ugandan red Colobus), 1722 nucleotides. RefSeq names its product TAFA chemokine like family member 1 (gene TAFA1). Gene Ontology annotation, biological process: regulation of neuroblast proliferation; neuroblast differentiation. Lineage: Eukaryota; Metazoa; Chordata; Mammalia; Primates; Cercopithecidae. Bases 211 to 612 code for a protein of 133 amino acids. The record is from RefSeq and is a predicted model, not a curated record. The transcript is spliced from 5 exons. Gene Ontology annotation, molecular function: receptor ligand activity.